AUGGCGAGGUCCGUAAACAAAAGCGGGCCCCACGCGGGUCCCCCACCCGGCGGUGGGCCGCGCGGCGCAGCAGUACCCGAGCGGCAGAGCCCGCGAGAGGGCGAGGCGGGGUCGGGAUCCGGCUCCGGCUCCGGGACUCUACGCACAGCCCUGGGGACCCCGCACCCGGACCAGUCAUUGCCUGCGCGCGCGCAGAAUGCCGCUUUAAAUGCCUCCUCCCAGGUCAGCCACGGGUCCCCGGCCCUGUGUGGCGGCCCCCAGGCUCUCCGCCCCGUGUGUCCGGCCCCGAAGGCGGCGCGGAUCGCCAAGGUGAGCGCCGGCAACGUCGCCGAAAACCCAGGCCUGGAGGACCCGCCGGGAGCCCCAGUGUGCGGGAGAUGGGGGUCAGGACGUGCCCGCCACGGGCAGAGCGGCUCAGGGCAAACGCACCACGGUCCCUCGGGGCGGCUUCGGACAGCCGGCGCGCGCCCUCCAGGCCCGCGGUACUCACCGGCGACGCUCGUACCUGAUCUCCGCGACGGGGCCGGGGACAAUGCGGGGACGCCGGGCUCCUGGGGCUGCGGGCGCCGAGGCGUUCGCGGCGCUGCAGAGCUUCGCGCCCGACGGCGGCGGCGCUCCUCGGCCCGGCCGCGCUCCGGCCCGCUCGCUGUCUGCCAAUGGGAGCUGUCAGGGCGCCUCUGCCGGCGGCCUCAGGGGCGGGGCCACGGGAGCCCGUGGGAAACCGAGCUCCGAUUGGGUCGCCUGACAAUCGCUCCGCCUCCAGGCGGCCAAUCAGAGGCGGCGAAUACAGGAGCGGGGCGUUCAGAGUUGCGCUGGAGAGUGACAACAGGAGCGCGCUGGGUACCCGCGCUGCAUCCCGGCCGGUGGCGCCUGGCUGGAAGGAUGCGGGCGCCGCGCGCUCCGGCGCUGCCACCAUGCGAAGCGCGGGCGACGCGGCCUGGGGAGAGCAGGGGAAGGCAGCGAAGGCGCGGCGGGCUGGGGAACUGCGAGGGAACCCCUAACAAAGCAGCUUUGGGAGGGCCGAGCGCCUCCGCCUCCUCCGGCUAUAGGUCGGCGAAGCUGCCUGUCACUCUGCAUAGGUGGAGGUGGCCAAUGACGUACAGGGAAGGAGCUCGAGUUGGCGCGCGCGCGCGGCUCGGCAUCAGUGGGAUUGGUCGGAGAGAACCUUGCCUAAUGCACAUCCCGGUAGUGUUCCCUACAACCACUCAGCCAUUCAGCGUUUCUCUCCACCCGCGACUCAAAGCGUGCAGCAGCAUUCUCGGCUGGUGUCAGAAAUGCACGGUCCCGGGCCCCAUGGCAGACACACCGAAUCCGGAUCUCCAGCUUCCUAAGACCCUCAAGUAAAAAUUUGGGAAACACAUCAGCCUUCUUUGAAAAUGAGAGCCACCUGAGA
This is a messenger RNA of Ailuropoda melanoleuca (giant panda), 1393 nucleotides long. RefSeq names its product TIAM1 antisense RNA 1 (gene TIAM1-AS1). NCBI's taxonomy places the organism in Eukaryota, Metazoa, Chordata, Mammalia, Carnivora, Ursidae. The record is from RefSeq and is a predicted model, not a curated record.